ACAAUCGUGUCGCCCAUGCGAUGAUUAGAGCCAAACAAAAAAUAUAUUUGCUUAAAGUCUAGAUCAAUUGUUAUUUUUGUUGUGCUUUGGGCGAUAAACAUAACAUUUGCACCCACACUGUUACGCCUAAAAAAGAAGUGACGAUUGAAAAGUCGAUAACAAUUUUCUUUGGGUCUUUUCAAACUUGCGGAGUGUAUAUGUACAUACAUAAAUUCUUUUUGUGUAAAUGUCGAUAAACAUUUUUGCCAGUGACCCAACCAAUUCUAUUAGUUUAGUCUUAUUAUACCUAGCAUGAAAUUUUUUGUAGUAGUAAUCAUCGAAUCGCGUUUAAUUGUGGGAGAAUGAGUAACUACAUGUGAGCCGAGCCGAGCCAUUGGAUGAGCGACUGCCCACGGCUUACGCAUAUUUAUUUCUUUUUUAUCUCGAGUUUGCAAAACUGUCAUUGUUGACGUUGUACGAAAAGGAAAGUGUCAGAGUGAAAGGACGACGACGACGCGGGCGAACAUCGAAAUUCCCAUUGUAGAGAAUUACAUAUGUAGUUUGUUAACAAGAAUACUGCUGUAUUGCAAUUGCAGAAGUGUGCGGUGCAGAAAACGCUGAACGCUGAACGCUGAGCGCAGAGAUUAAAACACAAAACAACUGGACGAGGCAGGAAUAGACGUCCGUCGCGCAGUUCGAUUUCGAUCUAAAUCACAGAACCUAAUCUAUACAAAUUGUGAAAAUGGAUAGCCUUAUAACGAUUGUAAAUAAGCUGCAAGAUGCGUUCACAUCGCUUGGCGUGCACAUGCAAUUGGAUCUGCCGCAGAUCGCGGUGGUCGGCGGUCAAUCAGCUGGCAAAAGUUCUGUUUUGGAGAACUUCGUUGGCAAAGAUUUCUUGCCCCGAGGCUCUGGUAUUGUGACCCGUAGACCUCUAAUAUUGCAACUGAUCAAUGGAGUUACAGAGCAUGGCGAGUUCCUUCACUGCAAAGGCAAAAAGUUUACAAGCUUUGAUGAGAUCAGAAAAGAGAUCGAAGAUGAAACGGAUCGUGUGACCGGAAGUAACAAAGGCAUUUCAAACAUUCCAAUUAAUUUGCGCGUGUAUUCGCCGCAUGUUCUCAAUCUGACUCUGAUUGAUUUGCCAGGCCUAACAAAGGUGGCAAUCGGCGAUCAGCCAGUGGACAUUGAGCAGCAAAUUAAGCAGAUGAUAUUCCAAUUUAUUCGCAAAGAGACUUGCUUAAUUCUGGCUGUGACCCCGGCCAACACCGAUCUGGCCAACUCGGAUGCGCUCAAGCUGGCAAAGGAGGUGGAUCCGCAGGGAGUGCGCACCAUCGGUGUGAUAACAAAGCUCGAUCUUAUGGACGAGGGCACCGAUGCCCGUGACAUUCUCGAGAACAAGCUGCUUCCCCUGCGACGUGGCUACAUUGGCGUGGUGAAUCGCUCACAGAAGGAUAUCGAGGGACGCAAGGAUAUCCAUCAGGCUCUUGCCGCCGAGCGCAAGUUCUUCUUGAGCCAUCCAUCCUAUCGUCACAUGGCCGAUCGUCUUGGAACUCCCUACUUGCAAAGGGUCCUCAACCAACAACUCACUAACCACAUACGGGAUACGUUACCUGGCCUGCGAGACAAGUUGCAAAAGCAGAUGCUCACCUUGGAGAAGGAGGUUGAAGAGUUCAAACACUUUCAGCCAGGCGAUGCCAGCAUCAAGACAAAGGCUAUGCUCCAAAUGAUUCAGCAGCUGCAGUCCGACUUUGAGCGAACAAUUGAAGGCAGUGGCUCGGCUUUGGUCAACACAAAUGAGCUCUCAGGUGGCGCCAAGAUCAAUCGCAUUUUCCAUGAGCGACUUCGCUUCGAGAUAGUUAAGAUGGCAUGCGAUGAAAAGGAAUUACGACGAGAGAUCUCAUUUGCAAUUCGAAACAUUCACGGUAUUCGCGUUGGCCUCUUCACACCCGACAUGGCGUUCGAGGCCAUUGUUAAAAGGCAAAUUGCGUUGCUCAAGGAGCCGGUUAUAAAGUGUGUCGAUCUAGUCGUGCAGGAACUUUCGGUGGUUGUGCGCAUGUGCACAGCUAAAAUGAGUCGAUACCCACGUUUACGCGAGGAAACAGAACGUAUUAUCACAACACAUGUUCGCCAACGCGAGCACAGUUGCAAGGAACAAAUCCUUCUGCUUAUCGAUUUUGAGCUGGCCUACAUGAACACCAACCAUGAGGAUUUCAUUGGUUUCGCCAACGCUCAAAACAAAUCAGAGAAUGCCAAUAAAACUGGCACUCGUCAGCUUGGCAACCAAGUUAUUCGCAAGGGUCACAUGGUCAUACAAAACCUUGGUAUCAUGAAAGGUGGAUCGCGUCCCUAUUGGUUUGUGUUAACAUCCGAGAGUAUCUCCUGGUACAAGGACGAGGAUGAGAAAGAAAAGAAAUUUAUGCUGCCGUUGGAUGGUUUAAAAUUGCGUGAUAUUGAACAGGGAUUUAUGUCAAUGUCUAGACGUGUUACAUUUGCUUUAUUUAGUCCCGAUGGACGUAAUGUUUAUAAGGACUACAAACAACUGGAGCUGUCCUGCGAGACUGUCGAGGAUGUGGAGUCGUGGAAAGCUUCUUUCUUGCGAGCUGGUGUCUAUCCCGAAAAGCAAGAGACUCAGGAAAACGGGGACGAGGAAGGACAAGAGCAACAAUCGGCCAGUGAGGAGAGUUCCACCGAUCCACAGCUAGAACGCCAGGUCGAGACCAUUCGCAAUCUGGUUGACUCCUACAUGAAGAUCGUUACGAAGACCACGCGCGACAUGGUGCCCAAAGCGAUUAUGAUGCUCAUAAUUAACAAUGCCAAGGACUUUAUCAACGGAGAGCUUCUGGCACAUCUCUACGCAUCUGGUGAUCAGUCCCAGAUGAUGGAGGAGUCCGCCGAGUCGGCCACACGGCGAGAGGAGAUGCUGCGUAUGUACCGCGCCUGCAAGGAUGCAUUGCAGAUUAUAGGCGACGUGUCCAUGGCAACGGUGUCCCAGCCAUUGCCUCCUCCGGUUAAGAAUGAUUGGCUACCCAGUGGCCUGGAUAAUCCACGCCUCUCACCUCCAAGUCCGGGUGCUCCACGCAAGCCAGCACCUUCCGCACAGGGCACCAUGGGUGGACGGAACCCACCGUUGCCGCCAGCUACAGGUCGCCCAGCUCCAGCGAUCCCGAAUCGCCCAGGAGGUGGUGCACCACCACUACCUGGCGGUCGUCCCGGAGGAGCUCUGCCCCCACCAAUGCUACCGUCACGUCGUUAAAUUUGUUGUCGGCAUCGAGAUUCUAUAUGUACGUCUAGGGGAUGAACCUUCAAAAAGUAGCUUGCUGACGAUUUAACCAACACAGUACCCAAUUCUACUUUCAACAAUUGAACUUUGAUAUUAUUCCGGCAAAAUCCAAAAUAACAACAACGAUGGGAAAUCGAUACAAUUAAAUCGCUUGCGUAUCAUUGUAGUCAAUAUAUAACCUGAAACGUUAAAACUGAUAUAAAUUCUUAAUAUGUGAAAAGCAACUAGUCGAGAUGCACAUGAUUUCUUUAAUUCCAUAAGAUGUUUUUCGUAAUAUCUACUUUCCUGUGUAGAUAUACAAUAUACAUAUGUACAAAUGUAUAUGCAUUUGUUCGUGCAUGUCUAAUUAUUAUAUUAUUUGAUGUCCCUUUAUCAAUGGCAUACGCUCAAAAGUUAUGUAAACUAUUUGUAUGGGCAAAUGCUUAGUGACGAUAUUAUAUUAACCAAUUAUCUUAAUUAUAUAGCUAACUAUUAAUAAAUAGCUUUCGUUAACUGCAUUGUGUUGUUGUUGAUGUUAAACUAUAAAACCCAAUUAAAUUAGAAAAUGUUAGGCAAAGCAACGUUAAAAACAUUUAAGGUCAGUCACAAAGUAUUUCCUUGAACUUACAAACAAAACAAAAACAAAACGUAUGUUUAAAUAGUAAAAAAAAACCCCUCCGAUCAAUCAGAAGUCAUUGGGAUUUGUUAGAUUUGCUUUGGUAGGCUAAUUUCUAAAUGCUACCCAUAAAAAAUAAGCAAUAUGAUUAUGCAGCCUUGCGGAAAUUAGAAACUUGUUAAUACUUAAAGGUUUUUGCUUCAACUAUUUGUUCUCUGUAAAGAUUUGGACCCUUUGUAUUGUUAUUUCUGUAAGAAAAUUUAUUUAUUCCCAAUCCGCUUAAAUUCUCCACAAGUUGAAUUGCAAGCUGUCCCGUUUCCAAGAAACGAUAAAGUACACGAUUAAGUUGAUACAACAACUCUGUUGAAUUGUCCAUUCCUUUGCAUAUUUUUAUGUCUAUAAAUAUAUCAAUAUAUUAAAAUAUAAAACAGCUAAAAAAACAUAUUUGAACAAAAACAUAUAAUGAUAUAGGUAUACCAUUUUUUUUUUUAUAACCCAGAAGAAAUUAAGUACAACAUUUGUAAAUGAAUUUCGCAAAGAUUUUUUAAGUGGUUUGUAUCGAUUUCCUCUUGAAUAAAUACAAUUAUUUAAUAUAUACAGCUGUGUGCUUAAUAAUAGCAGUUCGCUAAAUGUUGAAUUAUAAUUUAUUUUAAACCCUUUCUUGCCACGACAAAAUUCAAGAGUCCAUGUCUUUCAAAUGUAAAAUGUAUUAUUUUUAAUGUUGAUUACAAAUAUAAGUCAUGAAAAUACUCUUGUGACUUACUCAAAUGGAUUGUGACGAUGGAAAUAUGAAGCAAAUUAUAUUACAUAUGACCAGUUUACGUAUACACAAAUAAAGUGCAUAAAUAAAUACAUAAAUUGUUCGUA
Molecule: messenger RNA, 4718 nt
Organism: Drosophila elegans
Lineage: Eukaryota; Metazoa; Arthropoda; Insecta; Diptera; Drosophilidae
Gene: shi
Product: dynamin
Exons: 16
Coding region: 722-3229 (835 amino acids)
Biological process (GO): receptor-mediated endocytosis
Cellular component (GO): cytoplasm; plasma membrane; synapse
Molecular function (GO): microtubule binding; GTPase activity; GTP binding
Source: RefSeq, a predicted model, not a curated record